AUGAAUGUCUCCCCCAGCCAAGACAGCUCCGGGCCCAUUGUCCGACUAGAACUACCCAACGAUUGGCCCGAAUUCGAGGUCAAAAAUGAGUUUAGCGAUACCACGGAAACGUGCUUCGUGCGUCUCGCUGCUCAGUUCGCCGCCGGCGAGCUCGAUCUUUCUGGGUACAUGGAUGGGGUGUUGUCGCACCUGCAGAAGAACGGUCCGAGACACAAGUGGGAUGUGCCCGUCAAGAACAGGAUGGCCAAUUUUAUGGAGCUGGACUUGUUUGCUGGAGCAGUAAAGAGAUGGUUCCUGGAGCCGAGCUUUGUUCCGCUGGAAAAGGAAGACAUAUACAGGUUCAAAGAUCUGGCCAUCCUCGCGUGGACGGUCAACGACCCUGGCGAAUUCGAUCGCCGCUGCCAGCAGACUGGUCUUGACCUGAAAUCUCUCACACCAGAACUGGCCGACCUGCUCCUUGUAGUCUGCUAUUGCAGGCGUCACACAGCCCUCUUCGCUCACUUCAUCAAAAGCUUUCCGGGCCCCCCUCCACAGACCACAUUCGACGCCGUGGAGAGCCACGUGCUAUACAACACCCGCCUCGACCCCAACACAACUCUCUUCCAGCACUCACCGAAAGCGGUCACUAACUCGUCUGAUGAGAUCACUCUGUGGACAGAGAUCCUCAACUCGCGCUGGCUGCAUGAUCCGAUCGAUGGGGAGAAGGGCUAUUUCCUGGCUACACAGGUUGGCGCCAUGGGCAUAUAUACUAAGGAGACAGACGACAGUGCGGCCAUGGGCACACCGAAAGCAAACGCGUAUCUUGUCGCGUUGGCUCAGAGGGGUCUGUGUUAUGACCUGCCAUUGGCCGGGAGGUUCCUCGCGUCGUGUAAAUCGGUUGCGCAGGCACGCGAGUUCCUGGGCAUAUUCCCACCGGAAAAGAUGAAGCACGGCCCCGAACCGUCAGCAUAUGAAUCUGGGUCCAUGAUUGUAGACAUCGCGAACUCGCGGCAGGCGGACGGCGAGGUGAGGUCGGCCAUCAUGGAGCUCGUGCUGGAGGAGAUUGGAGGGAUGGAUGUGAAUGCUACGGUGCCGUCUAAUCCAUGGGAGUAUGAUAUGCCGGGCUGUCCAAGGUCGCCUCAUUUCAAUGGUCUACAUGUGGCGGCGUCUCGGGGGGAUAGGGUCUUUGUUGAGUUGCUUAUUCGGCAUGGGGCAAGGGUGGAGGAGAAGGAGAGGGUGACCGGCUUGACUGCGGCUGGGUUUGCGAUGAAGGAGGGACAUAAGGAUUUGGCGAGGUGGCUUGAGGGAUUGAAUGAGUCUUCAUGA
This is a messenger RNA of Colletotrichum gloeosporioides, 1305 nucleotides long. RefSeq lists its product as uncharacterized. The coding region runs from base 1 to 1305 and encodes 434 amino acids. NCBI's taxonomy places the organism in Eukaryota, Fungi, Ascomycota, Sordariomycetes, Glomerellales, Glomerellaceae. The record is from RefSeq and is a predicted model, not a curated record. Gene Ontology annotation, molecular function: protein binding. The transcript is spliced from 2 exons.